GGCCAUUUUGUGUUUGUUCCCGUCACGCCGUGUGAGGGUCUCUCUCCCGCCAGGCGGGUCCCCCCAUCCUGAGCCGCACCCCAAGUCUGUCACACGGGGUGUCCGUGAUGGCUGCCACUCCGAGCCCCGAGGGGCCUGUGACCUUCGAUGACGUAGCUGUGUUUUUCUCGGAGGAUGAGUGGAAUAUGUUGAAUGACUAUCAGCGAGCAGUCUACAUGGAGGUGAUGAAAGACAACUACGAGCACUUCAUUUUCUUAGGUUGUGAGGUGCCCGUCAUAUUAUCAUUGCUGCAGGAUAGAAGCAACGGUGGUGUGGACUCACAGCCCUCCUCACUGAACACUCCAGAUGGAACGGAGGUGGUCGCUCCAAAGAGAGGCCCAUAUAAAACGGCAAAACAACUUGCAUUGAACCAGUACAUACAGCAGAAUGGGGAUGAAAGCAGCCACGAUGAGAACAAUAUGGAUGAGUCUCCUCCGGCCCAUGGUCGAAACCUGAGAAAGCGCAGACAGUAUUUCUGCUCAGAGUGUGAAAGCUGUUUCCGGCACAGUUCGGCAUUGGAAGCUCACCGCCGAGUACACAAUGGUGAUAAACCACACCAGUGUGAUAUAUGCAAUGCGAACUUCUCAUACAAGUCUGCACUAAUUGUGCACCGCAGACAGCAUUACCAUCCUUCAACCAGCAGCUCUCACAACGUGGAAAACAUAACUCCAGCAGAAUUCAUUAAACCCAACGGAUCUCCAGUGCCAACACCCAACGGAUCCCCUGUCCUAGCUACAAACAGACCACCAGCAUCCACUGCCCUUGUGACAGUUACUCCCAGACCAGUCCAGACUAACAGAAGUCUCAGUGAAAGUUCUGGUGAACGUGGCAGUCCCUCACUAGGGGAAAAGCCUCUUAAAUGUGCUUACUGUGAUAAAAGGUUUAAUGACCAGUCCAUCCUUGAAGCUCACCACAGGAUACACACAGGCAAACAGGCCUACCCCUGCACCAUGUGUGAUGAGAGCUUCUCCAAACCAUCCCUGCUUGCUGCCCACAACAACACCCACAAGGAAGGCAAACCCUUUCAAUGUGACCAGUGUGACAAAAACUUUAAUGACCAGUCGCUUCUGAUUGCCCACAAGAGAACUCACACAGGGGAGAAACCUCACAAAUGCAGCCACUGCAACAAAUGGUUCCCUAACCGCACCACUCUGGUUGUCCACGAAGAGAGCCACUUAAAGCCAAAGCCCUACAAAUGCAAGCACUGUGAAAAAAGCUUCAAUGACAAGUCACUGCUCACUACCCACGAAGGCGUGCACACAGACACCAAGCCCUUCAAGUGCACACAGUGCAAUGAGAGCUUCUUCCUGAAGACACAGCUGGUGUCACACCAGGCUAUCCAUGCCCCUGACAAGCCCUUCCCGUGCAGCCAGUGCGAACGAAGUUUCAACAAGAAAGAGACUCUGCUGGCUCACAUUCGUGUCCACAACAUUCAGAACAUUCAGACACAGAAGCCACGGAGGCAGUGAGUUUACAUCAGUAGUAAUGUACGAAUGGUUAGACACUGCAGUCCACCUUUAAACAGUCUGCUUCCAUCAUGACUUGACAUUCACUAGCACUGUGGCUGCAGCAAAUAUUAUAGGGUUAAGGCUAAAACACCCUGCUGGCAAUGUUUGUCACAUUUUCCAGGGUCUGUAUAUAGCUCUCUGUAGAUUUCCCUUUAAUUUCUUUCCCAUUAGUCUCUUCUCCUGUCUGGUUUUUGAGUUAUACAUGUAAUAUACUGGCAGGUAAGUUGCUUUUGGCCUUUAGGUUUCCUCUAAAACAUCCCUGUUAAAUAAGACUCUGCGUUCACUACGUGUUUGUUACCCUGUGUGACAUGCGCUUCAGAGAUUAGUUUGUGUUGAUACCAUUUUGAAAGCUCUGAUUUGACGCACUGUACAUUGGCACGACUGGUUGGGUCUCCUGUACUUGGUCUGUGUUCCCCCCUGAAGCGGUACUCUGCGUUUACAUGAGUUGGAGCCAGUCUGAGGGGAGUUUGUGGUCACCUACCCCUCUUUUUAUAAGCUGGCGGUUUUUGUCUUUCAAGUGAAGGUGGCUAAAUUCUCAGCUUUGGCAAGGAGAUAAAGUUGUGUUAGUUACAGGGGUUUAGUGAACAGUCUGCGCAGCACUCACUUCAGCAAACUGCAUUUUCUGUUUACUUAACAAAACAAAAAAGCCCUCCUAAUGGCAUUGCAGAGCAGAACCCAAUGUAUAUUUUUGUCUCCUGGAAGACAGCAAGUUCUAUUUAUGCCAUGAUUUGAUAUUGGCCCAUAGAAGGUGGCUACUAUGCUGAUUAGAUUAGCUGUAAAGUUCUCAAUGUAUAUCCAGGAAUCCGUAAAUACAAUGAAACGUUCGUUAAAAUGAACUAUUACAGAAUUCAUUAAAAACUGAAACUUCCUAUAAAAA
Messenger RNA from Pelobates fuscus (common spadefoot toad), 2424 nucleotides. RefSeq names its product zinc finger protein 182-like. The transcript has 4 exons. NCBI's taxonomy places the organism in Eukaryota, Metazoa, Chordata, Amphibia, Anura, Pelobatidae. Gene Ontology annotation, biological process: regulation of DNA-templated transcription. The coding region runs from base 108 to 1508 and encodes 466 amino acids. The record is from RefSeq and is a predicted model, not a curated record.